UUGUGGAAUUAAUUUAUGUGAAAAAUGUGAAUUCAUGGGUUUACAUGAUACAGAUCAUCGUCGUACAAAAAUAGUUAAAUCAGAAUGA
This is a messenger RNA of Rotaria sordida, 88 nucleotides long. The record is from the annotation of a GenBank genome assembly. Lineage: Eukaryota; Metazoa; Rotifera; Eurotatoria; Philodinida; Philodinidae.